AUGUCGAUCCGCCCAGGUAGCUCGGCCUCGCGGUCUUCAGGCGACUAUAAAGAGGUCCGCCUCCCAAAUAGUUUUGCCGUCAACUCCUUAAUAUACUUCUGUGGCCGCGAUUUUCGAAAGGCGAGGAGCGUUCGCCGCUACUAUGACGACGACUUGGAUGCCCGGAGCACCCGCUCCAGCGGCUCCAUCUUCUCGUGGUCCAGCGGAUCCGGCCAGGUCUACCUCGUCGAGACCACCUCCCCCUACUGGCUCGUAGACGGGGACGAGUCGCGUACGGUUUCCUCCUCUUCCUCCCGCAAGCACAAAUCCUCGAGGAAGCCCCGAGCCCCUCGUACCUCCUCACAACGCAACCCCGCCGCCCCGGGCCUAUGGGAAAAGCGACAUGCCACAGUAGACGAUUACGACGACGAUGAGGAUGACGACGAUGAUUACAGUACUACCAGUGACGAAAGCAGCUACCACGGAGGCCCAAUGCCGGGUCCAAUGCCGCACUCGCAGCCACAUCCGGGCAUGAUGCCCGGCGGCCCUCCGGCUGGGUUUCAGACCAUGUACGGUUAUCCACCGCCGCCACCGCCGCAGCAGCAGCCGCAAGGUGCCGCCUCACACCAUAUGCCUCCCGCAGGAUUCCAUAUGCCCGGACCACCCCCUCCGGUCCCGGGAGCGACAGGCAUGUCACCACCGCCGCGGCCACCGGGAGGGCAGUUUAUUCCCGGUCGGGGUGGGAUACAGGUGUUUGCCUAG
This is a messenger RNA of Dichotomopilus funicola, 741 nucleotides long. RefSeq lists its product as uncharacterized. The coding region runs from base 1 to 741 and encodes 246 amino acids. The record is from RefSeq and is a predicted model, not a curated record. Lineage: Eukaryota; Fungi; Ascomycota; Sordariomycetes; Sordariales; Chaetomiaceae. The transcript has a single exon.